AUGAGAUUCAAACCAUGUGCGCUCCACCUCAUACGACGUCGUAGCCCGAACUUGGAGACGUCGGUUUCUCUCUUCAAUCCUUUCAUGGCUUCUCAAACUCAGCCCCUCUGCUCGCAAACGAUACCAGCCGAUGGCGACAAAAGUAGCAACGACGACGACGUUCUCUGCUCCGCCGAAAAUGCUGUUCCUCUCUCCGAGCUCGAAGCAGUUUCUCUUGGCCGUCCGAACGGGUACCUAACCGGGGAGGCCCGCAUCGAGAUGGCCUGGGCCCACUGGAACAAGUUGGGUCGGCCCAAACUCAUCGUUGCCCCCAUGGUCGACAACUCCGAGCUUCCUUUCCGGAUGCUUUGCCGGAAGUACGGCGCUCAGGCGGCUUACACGCCCAUGCUGCAUGCCAGGAUUUUCAGCGAGAACGAAAAAUACAGGUCCCAGGAAUUCACCACAUGUAAGGACGAUAGGCCGCUGUUUGUGCAAUUCUGUGCAAAUGAUCCGGGCAUCUUGCUGGAGGCAGCACGCAGGGUUGAGCCGUUCUGCGACUACGUGGACAUUAAUUUAGGGUGUCCGCAGCGUAUAGCAAGAAGAGGCAACUAUGGAGCUUUUCUCAUGGACAACCUCCCUCUCGUCAAAUCCCUAGUCGAGAAACUUGCACAGAACUUGAACGUGCCUGUCUCAUGCAAAAUCAGGAUCUUCCCGAAUCUCGAGGACACCAUCAAGUAUGCCAGGAUGCUCGAGGACGCUGGCUGCUCUCUCCUGGCUGUGCACGGACGCACGCGGGACGAAAAAGACGGAAAGAAAUUUCGUGCCAGCUGGCAAGCUAUAAAAGUUGUUCGGGAUGCCCUAAGAAUCCCAGUCCUGGCCAAUGGCAAUGUACGUCACCUGGAGGACGCAUACCAAUGUUUGGAGGAGACUGGCUGUGAAGGAGUGCUCUCAGCCGAGUCCCUCCUCGAGAACCCUGCUUUGUUCGCGGGCUACCAGACUGGAGAGUGGGUGUCAGGUGAGGGGUUUAAGAACGGCGGUUUGGAUGGGGCGGAUUUAGCAGUCGAGUACUUGAGGUUUUGCGAGGAGUAUCCCGUCCCGUGGAGGAUGGUGAGGUCUCACGUGCACAAGAUGUUGGGGGAGUGGUUUAGGGUCUGCCCGGAGGUUAGGGACGAGCUUAAUAAACAGUCAAAGCUAACAUUUGAGUUUCUUUACGAGUUGGUCGAGAAGCUUAGGGGGCUUGGCGUGAGGAUUCCUCUGUGCGUGAAGGAUAGCAGAAGUGAAUGUGAGUUAUUGUGUGCGGAAGGGAGUUCAGGGUGA
Molecule: messenger RNA, 1296 nt
Organism: Striga hermonthica
Lineage: Eukaryota; Viridiplantae; Streptophyta; Magnoliopsida; Lamiales; Orobanchaceae
Source: the annotation of a GenBank genome assembly